Caenorhabditis remanei is the source of this 1236-nucleotide messenger RNA. RefSeq lists its product as uncharacterized. The record is from RefSeq and is a predicted model, not a curated record. Bases 1 to 1236 code for a protein of 411 amino acids. Gene Ontology annotation, molecular function: aminoacylase activity. Lineage: Eukaryota; Metazoa; Nematoda; Chromadorea; Rhabditida; Rhabditidae. Gene Ontology annotation, cellular component: cytoplasm. The transcript has 10 exons. Gene Ontology annotation, biological process: amino acid metabolic process.
AUGAGUGAGGAUAUCGGAGUGACCCGUUUCCGUGAAUAUCUUCGGGUCAACACAGAGCAACCAAAACCAGAUUAUGUUGCCUGCCGCGAUUUCCUUUUCAAGUAUGCUGACGAACUGGGAAUUCAAAGAAGAGCUGUUGAGACUGCCCCAGGAACCUUCUUCGUCAUCAUGACCAUCCCAGGAUCGCGACCAGAACUGCCAGCAAUAAUGCUGUACUCUCAUACCGACGUUGUUCCAACUUUUCGCGAGUUCUGGACUCAUGAUCCAUAUUCCGCUUUCAAGGACGAACAAGGAAACAUUUUCGCUCGCGGAGCACAAGAUAUGAAAUGUGUCGGAGUUCAAUACAUGGAGGCACUCAGAAAUUGGUUCGCCAAAGGAGUCAAACAAUGGACACGAACAAUUCAUAUCGUAUGGGGACCAGAUGAGGAGAUCGGUCAUAUUAACGGAAUGAAAGGAUUUGCAGUUACCGAAGAGUUCAAAAAAUUGAAUAUCGACUUCGCGCUUGACGAGGGAAUUGCAAAUGAAGAUGACGUUUACAAGAUCUUCUACGCUGAAAGGAUCCCCUGGUGGGUUAAGGUCACACUACCUGGAAACCCAGGACAUGGGUCUAAGUUCAUUGAGCAGACUGCUGUUGAGAAAUUGCACAAACUCAUCGCCAGUGUCGAUGAAUUCAGAAAUGAGCAGAAGGCGUUGUUGGCUGGAAAUCCUGAACUGACUGUUGGAGAUGUCACCACUUCAAAUGUGACGAUUAUCAACGGAGGAGUGCAAGUCAACGUAGUGCCAGAGAAGUUCGAAGCAUAUAUUGAUAUUCGUGUAACUCCUCUUCAAGACUUAGACGUUGUUCGUGCUCGUGUCGAUCAAUGGGCAAAGGAAGCAGGAGAAGGUGUCACAUACGAAUUCAUGCAGUCAACUAAUCCGGCGGACAAGUCGACGGUCGAUUUCAAAACAUUCUCAAACUUCAAGUUGAUUUCACCAUCUACUAGAGAGGAUCCAUUCUGGGCUGCGAUUGAUGAUGGAUUGAAACAAGAAGGAUGCAAGUACAAGAAAGAAAUCUUCAUCGGAGCCACCGAUUCCCGCUUCGUCAGAGCGCAAGGAAUCCGUGCUAUCGGUUUCUCGCCGAUCAUCAACACUCCAUCAUUAUUGCACGAUCACAACGAGUUCUUGAAUGAGAAAACGUUCUUGAGAGGUGUUCAAAUCUACGAGACUCUGAUCAACAACCUUGCCAACGUCAACUGA